Messenger RNA from Esox lucius (northern pike), 3909 nucleotides. RefSeq names its product gsg1-like (gene gsg1l). Gene Ontology annotation, cellular component: plasma membrane. The transcript is spliced from 5 exons. NCBI's taxonomy places the organism in Eukaryota, Metazoa, Chordata, Actinopteri, Esociformes, Esocidae. The record is from RefSeq and is a predicted model, not a curated record. Bases 312 to 1295 code for a protein of 327 amino acids.
CAUUCCCUCAACACUGAAGAGGUCACACACUGACGCAGAUAGAAAAAACAUAACAUGACGGGGAUAAUACGUAACCGAACUACCUACACUCAGAGAACCUCCUCUCAUCUUUGAGCUACGUUUACAGAGCGGGAGCCGAUCGUUCAGACUUGUAGGAGAAUUGCGAGUUUCGUGCGCUCUCCUCUCCACUCCGCCCCUUCGCCUGGCAAUGUACGGUUUAGCUUUGUAACUUCUUUACUGGCCCGUCUGUCAUUUAUGAACUUUGCCAGCUGUAGUGUCACAAUUCCUACGCUCCCACUGCACAGAAGAAAAUGAAGACCACGCGGAAAUGCCGCGCGUUGCUCUCCGUUGGACUCAACCUCGUUGCACUCUUCUUCUCCACCACCGCGUUUAUUACCACGUACUGGUGCGAGGGUACUCAGCGCGUCCCCAAACCAAACUGCAGCAAGCAGCGGCGGCAUAACUGCAUUGACUACGGCGUGAACGAGACGGACCAGAGCAAGGUCCACUACAGCUGGGAGACUGGAGACGAUCGCUUUCUGUUCCGCCGCUUUCACACUGGGAUUUGGUACUCCUGCGAGGAGAACAUUCACGGCUCAGGUGAGAAGUGUCGGAGCUUCAUCGAUCUGGCUCCAGCCUCAGAGAGAGGUGUGUUAUGGUUGUCAGUAGUGUCAGAGAUCCUCUACAUCAUGCUUCUGCUGGUUGGAUUCAGUCUCAUGUGCCUUGAGCUCUUCCACUCCAGCAACCUGAUCGACGGACUCAAACUAAAUGCCUUUGCUGCUGUCUUCACCGUGCUCUCAGGUCUACUCGGCAUGGUGGCCCACAUGAUGUUCACUCAGGUCUUCCAGAUCACAGUGAGUCUCGGCCCUGAAGACUGGCGGCCCCACUCCUGGGACUACGGAUGGUCCUUCUGUCUGGCUUGGGGGUCCUUCACGUGCUGCAUGGCGGCCUCCGUCACCACCCUCAACUCUUACACCAAGACUGUCAUCGAGUUCAGGCACAAACGCAAGCUGUUUGAGCAGGGCCUCCGGGAGGAGCAGAACUUCCUGGACCAGGAGGCCUUCCACUACUUUAGGGACCAGUCCCUUCGGUCCAUAUCCAGCUCUGUUGAGGUGUACCCUGGGAAGGGUUCUGGAGGAGUGGCCGGGUUGCCUGGAGGAUCUGAAGGGCCUGGGGGUGUUGGCCUGGUUGCGUCCGGGCUGGUUGGAGGGCCCGGGAGAGGGAAAAUGAGAGGCCCCUCGGGCUCCAUCGACCUGAGGGAGAACUCCGGGUCCCUGGGGGAGGAACAAUGUUAAGAGGGGGUCCAAAUUCUCUCUCCUAAAAGUCUUUUUUUUUUGACAGAAAUCCUGCUUGUUGGUUUAAAAAAAAAUCGGAUCCUCCAAUCAGGAUUUCUAGAAACUCUGGGAAUUUUUGGGAGGUGGGAAUCGUAGUGCUGAGAGUGAAGGUGUUGAUGAUCUCCGUACAGUUUAGCAUUUUCUCCGUUCACUUUACAGAGGGAGGGUCUGUAGCGGUGAAGAAUAGGCUGUCCUGUGAGAAUUUAAGUCUUUAAAGAGACAGGUGGAGAAAUUCAGAGGAGGGUGGUGUAUCUCCAAUGACAGUUUGCUGAUUUCUGCCAUGUGGGACACAUGUGGGAACAACCAACACUAAAAAAGCAUUUUAGGACCUGUGAAGACACAUGACAACAGACAAAUAAAAGGCUGGGCAGAGAUGCUGAACACGUAAUGAGAACAUUACAAUUACCAGCAACGCCAAUAAAUAUUCCAGGUUAUUUAGGAAUAUCAACAUAUAUUGGAUAUUGUGACCUGUGUACUGUGAUAGGGAACGGUUGUUUUUAGAGCGACGCUUUAGGAGAUGAAUGUAUAUUUAUGAAAGUAUAUAUAACAAAUACUAAAUAUAUGAAAUACAUAUUUCUGUAUAAGAGUUGUAAUAAUGAAUGAUGUUGGGUGCAGGGAUAUUAUACAUCAGUAUUUUCAGUAAAUUAUCAUGGAUAUUGUUGAAACACACCCUUACAACUUUCAUGUUGAAUGUGCAAGAAAAAGAAAUGAUAUUUCAAGAUAUAAGAUGUCAUAUUUAUAAUAAUUAUGUAAGGUUCAUGUUCAGAAGUGUUUGCUUUAAUCCGAUGUUUGAAUGUUUAAUAGGAUCAUUAACACUGCCUCAUGACGAUGAACAGUUGCUAGACAAUACAAUAUAACACAGUACAUUUGCCAGACAAUACAAUAUGCUGUACAAUGUUUGACAAUAAAAUGUACAAUAAAACUGCUUUUGCACAGUAUCAACAUGCAGGCUUAUCAAACAAUAUAUUUAUAUGUUUAGAAAUUCAUAGAGAAUUUGUUCAGUAUGUUCUCUCUCUCACUUGAAUGUCUUUGUAUACAGUAGCAGGUGAUGAAAAACUAAAACCGUACACUUUAUUUUACCUGUUGCUAUGUAUCCAGUGUUUAUGUACAGUAUAACACGUUAAUAUUCAUAUUUUUUUAUGAAUAUAUACCUUAAAAUGACCUGUUGAAAACAGUAGUAAACCAGCAAUAGUAAACCUUUUGUUGUUUUUAGUGUUACUUCAACUACUUAUGAAGCACUUCUGAGAGAAUCGGGUCAGAAGGUUCAAGGCUAUAACACACAUGUUGAAAGUCUGUGUGUCUGAGGAAGGGUUUGAGAAUCACUGCUGUACAGUGCAGUAUUUUCUGCCUUUUUAAGACUCUGAUCACAUUGCAACAUCGAGUCCAUUCAUGUUGUGCUAUUUCAGUGUUUGUGUUGUAAGAGCUUGAUUUGUAUAGAUACUGGCUCACUGUGAAAGAGACAGGUGUAGCAUCGCUCUCACCUCAAUUUAUGCACAGCUUUUCCUUGAUCAACGUCACCUCUUUGAUUCUACCUUUAAAGGCUUAUUCAUUUCUGGACCAGGGCUCUGUGUCAUUUCUGGAUUUGAUUUUAAAAUAUGAUCUUUUAUUUAAAGCUUCUUUAAACAAAGUUUCUCCCUUUCUUAUUUUUUUACUCAGAAAUAUCUAUAAUCAGACUCUGACAGUCAAAUUGAUAAUAUUUUCUUUUCAUGAUAAUUCCACACUUUGAGGUUGAAAUAACACCAGAAUUGUGACAAUUAUCUCAUCAAGCCCUUUUUGGGUAAGAUAUAUAAACAGCAGUUUGAAUGUUCUGGUGGAAUGAUACACAUUCACAUACUCUGUGAUGUCACAAAUGUGGUAAAAUCACAAUAGACCAUUGUGGGGGGGGGGGUACCCGAUCAGACUGAGCAUUUAAAGGAGUCUAAGCAAAACAAAUUUUGGCACAAAUAAACACAAAUGUUAUUAGACAAACAAGGGUGAUUGAAAAGUACAAAUAAUGUAGUCUUAUGGUGUGAAUGAGAGCCUUGGUAUACCCCAGCCUGGCUCUGCACAGAGGAGGGCUUGAAUUGGUUGGAAAAUAUAUGGCAGUGGGUGAUCAUAAAGCUGUCACUUAGUUAGAGCUGCUACUUUGCCCAUGUCUCAAAUAGCACCCUACUCCCAACAUAGUGCACUCAUUUCGACCAGAUCCUAUGGAGAAUAGGCUCCCUCCAAAGUAGUGUGCUGUGUGGAGAACAGGGUGUCAUUUGGACAUGGACUACAGUGUGAGAGCAGCUAUAUUAUUUAAGCAGCUCCCCUGCUUCCCUGUAUUGAACCAAUGGCAAUAAACUGAUAUGGAUAGCGAUAUGCAGUAGUGGCAAAAGCAUAUUUUUUAUAGUUUGCUUGUGCGUGUCUGUGAAUGUGUGUCUGUGCAUGUGCUAUAUAUGUGUUGAUGCCUAAAAUGCUUUGUAAGGUUUGAAUCCUAUUUGAAUGUAAGUCUAAUUUGUGGAUUUUAAUAAAGCAUUUGCCAUUUGUUUCCGGAUGUAAUGUGCACUGCCGCCCAAAGGAAAUUACAUAAUGCAUCUGAAUGGAGAGUGAUGUA